This is a messenger RNA of Chenopodium quinoa (quinoa), 1582 nucleotides long. RefSeq names its product SUPPRESSOR OF GAMMA RESPONSE 1-like. Lineage: Eukaryota; Viridiplantae; Streptophyta; Magnoliopsida; Caryophyllales; Amaranthaceae. Gene Ontology annotation, cellular component: nucleus. Gene Ontology annotation, biological process: regulation of DNA-templated transcription. Gene Ontology annotation, molecular function: DNA-binding transcription factor activity; transcription cis-regulatory region binding. The record is from RefSeq and is a predicted model, not a curated record. Bases 1 to 1200 code for a protein of 399 amino acids. The transcript has 6 exons.
AUGGAAUUUGUGCAGAGGAAGUUUAAUCAGAUCAAAAAAGAUUUUCAUGUACAUGGGAUUGAUUGUAGCAAUGUAGAACUUUUAAGUUGGCUUGUUGAUUGUAAAGGGAUUGCUAAGAAAGUAAGGCAUGCAUCCUUACCUUCAGGUGUACAGAUUAAAGACUGUGGAGCAAAGCGCGAAUGUCCAAAAUGCCAUCAUUGGAUUGACAAUAGCGAUGUUUCAUAUGAAUGGCCUGGUCUGCCUGCUGGUGUAAAAUUUGAUCCUUCGGAUUCACAACUUCUUGAACAUCUUGCAGCAAAAUGUGGUGCAGGAGAAGCAAAAUCCCAUGCAUUCAUCGACGAAUUCAUUCCUACACUUGAGAUGGAUAAAGGGAUUUGCUACACUCAUCCACAAGAUCUUCCAGGAGCUACUAAAGAUGGAACUAGUAUUCAUUUCUUUCACAAAACUUCAAAUGCAUAUGCUUCUGGCCAGCGCAAGCGGCGCAAGAUUCAUAAUGACCAAAAUCAGGAGAAUGUCCGCUGGCACAAGACUGGAAAGACUAAACCUGUGUGUGACAAUGGAGUUCAGAAAGGCUGCAAAAAGAUUAUGGUCCUUUACAAAAGCUCGGAAAAGGGAUCCAAGCCUGUCAAGUCAAACUGGGUGAUGCAUCAGUACCAUUUAGGCUCUGAAGAUGAUGAGAAGGAUGAUGCAUUUGUUGUUUCAAAAAUAUUCUACCAACAAUCAAAGCAAACUGAAACAGAAGACAAUGGUGUAGCUGCUACGGAUGAUUCUAAUGCUGUGCUCAAUCCAUAUUGUCCAAAGACUCCUAAGAUCGUUACACCCUAUCUUCCUAGAGGAAGUUCUGCCCACUGUGAUGAUGCUUUGGAUGAUAUUAUGCUCACUGCUGCUGAGGAUACUACAUGUGCAAAGAUAGAAUCUUGUUUUACUCCAUCCACUUCGUACAUGGGAGAUGUCGAACUUCCUGAAUGCCUGGCAGGGGAGUCUCAGGCUCAAGACCCUGGCGUGAAUGACAUUGAUGACCCAUUGCUCUGCAAAGAAAUAUUUAGUUCUUGUGCUCCUCUCGACGACACCAUGAGCUUAAAUGACUUGGACGACUAUUGCCAAUCCUAUGGCAUCAGCAAUUUUGAUACUGAGCUUCAGUUUACAGAAUUACCGUUUGGUUCUCAAGACAGCGUUCUUAAUUGGCUGGACAAGCCAUGAUAGAAUCAGCUGGCGGAUUCCCAAUUUUGUAAGGACAACCCAUGGCAAAUAUCUUCACCUUUGCUUUCUUUCAGGGUACACUAAGGGAUUUCCAUCCAAUGUUAGUAUUCAUCACCAGUUUUUCUUUGCUGUGAUACGUACUCUUUUGAGGAUUCAACACAAGAUUAUACAGUAUGACGACUGGACAACUGUUGAAUUAAAGAGAGCCUUUCUAAUCUUGUGUUUUAUUCCUCAGAAAUGUUUAGCAAAGGAAAAUAUUGACAAAUUUUUAAUUUUUUUUUUCUUUUUUUAGUUGCUUGUAUGAUUCUGUAUCCUAACUCGUGACAAGAUUGUUUACUUGUUUGUGUUGUUGAAUGCAAUCUACAUGUAUAUACUUUGUGUA